This is a messenger RNA of Moneuplotes crassus, 873 nucleotides long. NCBI's taxonomy places the organism in Eukaryota, Ciliophora, Spirotrichea, Euplotida, Euplotidae. The record is from the annotation of a GenBank genome assembly.
AUGGACCAAAACAAUACCUCAAAGCGGAAAGAAUUUCUUUGAGCCUCUCUAGCUGGAGGCUGUGCAGGGAUAGCUGUUGAUUUUACAUUAUUUCCGAUAGAUAGUCUUAAGACCAGAGUCCAAGCAAGUACAGAUUCGAAGAAUUACACUACUGAUGCUAAGAAGGUCCACAAAUUUCGAGGUUUUGUGAGUAAUAUGCUUCCAUCUUUCCCAUGAGCAGCCAUAUUUUGGGCAUCUUAUGAAUUUUCUAAAUCUGCGAUAUCAAACAAUAAGCUCGGAAAAAGUAUGUCACUUCCAAUCCAACAUUUUUGAGCAGCCUCCAUCGCAUGAGCUUUUGAAGCUUUAGUCCGAAACCCCUUUGAGGUGGUCAAGCAGAACCAACAAAUCGGAAAAUAUGAAACAAUUAUUGAAGCUUGAAAGGAUAUUUACUGCCAUAAAGGGAUCUCUGGAUUCUAUCGAGGAUACUUUUCAGUAUUAUUGAGGGAGAUUCCUUUCUCAGGUCUACAAUUUUCUCUUUAUGAGUACCUCAAAAAGACUCGAAUAUCUUAUAUAUCGAAAACGAGGAAUAUUCCUGAAGAACAAGUUGAAAUAAAUUUUUGGAAUAAUGCCAUGAAUGGCUCCUUAGCAGGAUCAAUCCCUGGGUUCUUAAUUACACCCAUAGAUGUUAUAAAGACAAGAAGAAUGACUUGUGAUUUGAAUAAACAAGAGAUUUCUAUUCCAAAAUUAGUCUCUAAAAUAUACACAGAAUCAGGAUUUCAAGGCUUUUACAAAGGCGGAUUUCUUAGAGUUGUCUACCUCUCAGUCGGAGGAUGAGCAUUCUUUGGAAUUUAUGAACAAAUGAGGACCUAUCUAGAAUCCUCUUUGUAUGCCUAA